This is a messenger RNA of Pyricularia pennisetigena, 1563 nucleotides long. RefSeq lists its product as uncharacterized. Gene Ontology annotation, molecular function: FAD binding; oxidoreductase activity. The record is from RefSeq and is a predicted model, not a curated record. The transcript has 3 exons. Lineage: Eukaryota; Fungi; Ascomycota; Sordariomycetes; Magnaporthales; Pyriculariaceae. Bases 1 to 1563 code for a protein of 520 amino acids.
AUGAAGUUCUUUUCCCUCCUGGCCUCGGCCGGCCUCGCUACUCUGGCCUCCCUGCCCCUGACCAUGGCCGGCGUCAUCACCCCUUCAUACUUUUACAAACACCCCUUGUCCCGACGCCAGCUCUCCGACGUCCAAGUCCAAAGGGAGCUGGGCUCGCAGCUCUCCCGCCACGCAACAAUCAUCGGUCCCGGCGGACCAGGGUGGGAUGAAGCAACGGAGCGGUUUGACAAUGAGUCGCGCCCGACCAUCAGGCUGGUGGUGGUGCCAGGGGCCGAGUCGGAUGUUGCAACCAUCGUCAAGGUUGCCAACCUCUUCGGCGUCCCUUUUCUUGUCAAGAACCGCGGCCAUGCCCUGACCAACACCAUCGGCAAAUUUAGGGGCAUCCAGAUCGACAUGUCGCGCCUCACCACCAUCACCAUCCAGCCUGGCGAGCCCGCCGAGUCGGCUUGGUUCCAGGGUGGGGCAUGGGACAAGCAGGCCAUUGAGUACCUCUGGGACCGAGGCUAUGUCACCGUCACCGGCAGCUGCGACUGUGUCGGCAUGAUGGGGCCUGGCCUUGGUGGUGGACACGGACGCUAUCAGGGGUUGUAUGGGCUCAUCAGCGACAACCUGAUCAACAUGAACGUGGUGCUUGCUGACGGCUCGGCCGUCAGGGUCAACGCCACCAGCAACCCCGAGCUGUGGUGGGGUAUGCAAGGCGCUGGCCACAACUUGGGCAUCGUCACGAGCUUCCAAUCCAAGAUCUACCCUCGCAAGAUCGACACCUGGCACUAUCACUCCUACACCUAUACUCAGGACAAGCUGGAAGCUGUUUUUGAGGCCCUCAACACUUUCCACGGAAACGGCGAUGGUUCCACGCCUGUCUUGAUGGCGCUGAACACUGGCGGCUUUUAUAUCGAUCCUUCCGUUAGCCAGACCGAGCCCGUCGUGUCCUGGGUCUUUGGUUACGCAGGUCCCGCCGAAGAAGCCGAAGCCCUCCUGGAGCCGUUCAACCGCCUCGGACCAGCAGCGCAGCAGAGCGGCGACGUGCCCUACCCCGAGGUGGCCACGGCCAUGGGCACAGGCCAAGACCAGCCCCUCUGCCAGCCGGGCGACGCCCACGUGCAGGUGACGUCGCAGUUCAACGUGUACAACGUGACGGCCGAGCGGGCCCUGUACCGGCUCUUCAACCGCACCAUCACGGAGCACCCGCAGCUCGCCAACUCGGUCGCCUUCCACGAGGGCUACUCGACGGCCGCCGUGGACCGCGUGGACCCGGACGCCUCGGCCGUCGCCUUCCGCGACCGCAAGCUGCUCAUGUUCUUCGACACGCGCCUGACCCCCGCCGACGCCGCCGACCCCGAGGUCCUGGAGAUGGCGAGGGAGUUUGGCCGCCAGGUGCGCCGCAUCUGGAACGAGGGCGCGCCCGACCUGAAGCCUGCUACUUAUGUCAAUUAUGCUGCCGGCGACGAGCCGAUCGAGUCCAUGUACGGGUACGAGCCCGCCCGGUUGCGGCGUUUGCGGGCCCUCAAGCGCAAAUAUGACCCGCAUGGUCGUUUUGUUUAUUACAACCCAAUUGCCUAA